Molecule: messenger RNA, 993 nt
Organism: Anopheles coustani
Lineage: Eukaryota; Metazoa; Arthropoda; Insecta; Diptera; Culicidae
Product: pancreatic triacylglycerol lipase-like
Exons: 2
Coding region: 1-993 (330 amino acids)
Biological process (GO): lipid metabolic process
Molecular function (GO): lipase activity
Source: RefSeq, a predicted model, not a curated record
AUGACGGGAGGCGAUAAGUUAGUGAACGCUCUGGCCUCUGAUGCCUCCAACUGGAAGUUGGUACCGGAUGAGUCUGGACGGUUGCGGCUGGUCAAUAGUAAUCCCUACAACCUUCCGGCGAACGAAAACGAAGUUGAACCUCUCUUCAAUGCGGAGACGGAUGUGAUCUUCCGCUUGUUCACACGUCGUAACCCUGCCCACGGACAGAUUCUGGAGUGGAACAAUCCCGCCUCGGUGCAAAACUCCAACUUUAUCGCUUCGCACCCGACGCGCUUUACCAUUCACGGAUGGAACGGCGGAGCAGACUCGGGCCUGCAUGCCAACAUUCGCCAGAACUACCUCGGCAUCGGGGAGUUCAACGUGAUCGCUGUCGACUGGGGUGCAGGUGCACAGACGGUCAAUUACAUUGCCGCCCGCAACCGAGUGGCGGCCGUUGGAGACAUUGUUUCGCGCAUGGUCAACACGCUUGUGUCGGCCUCCGGAACGUCCCGGAACAAUAUCUAUCUGAUCGGACACAGUCUCGGUGCGCACGCUGCGGGUAACGCUGGUAAGCAACAGAAUGGCCAGCUGAACACCAUCAUCGGUCUGGACCCGGCCGGCCCGCUGUUCUCGCUGGCUGAUUCGGACAUCAUGGCCCCACGGGACGCGCAGUACACGGAGGCAGUCUUCACUAAUGCGGGUCUGCUUGGCUUCGAUCUACCGCUCUCGGAUGCCAACUUCUACCCGAACGGAGGCCGUUCGCAGCCUGGCUGUGGUAUCGAUGUGUCUGGUAACUGUGCCCAUUCGAGGGCACACGAGCUGUACGCGGAAUCGGUGUCGACACCGGUUGGUUUCCGGGCAACACGCUGCGCCAGUCAUGGCGAGAUCACCGCUGGACAGUGCAGCAAUACCGGAUCGGCUAACAUGGGUGGAGAACCGUCCAACCAAGGCCGUGGAGUUAAUGGCUUCUUCAUUGUCUCUACCAAUGGAAACUCUCCCUUUGCUCAAGGAUAA